This is a messenger RNA of Ctenocephalides felis (cat flea), 621 nucleotides long. RefSeq names its product histone H2A-like. Gene Ontology annotation, cellular component: nucleosome. The record is from RefSeq and is a predicted model, not a curated record. Lineage: Eukaryota; Metazoa; Arthropoda; Insecta; Siphonaptera; Pulicidae. Gene Ontology annotation, molecular function: protein heterodimerization activity; structural constituent of chromatin; DNA binding.
UACUAGUACACUGACUGAUACGAAAUGAGUCGUGCCGACGCUCCGUUUUCGUACUGCUUCAACGUUUUGACUGAAGCCGUAACAACGUACGUAGGCAAGGGAGGGGCGUGUCUACAAAAAAAUGGGCGUGUGCUUGCAACGCUCAGAAAUCUAUACGGGCCCGUUCGAGAACUUUGAUAUCAUUCUCAGUUUGAACACGAACCUGUAAACAUGUCUGGUCGAGGCAAAGGCGGUAAAGUCAAGGGAAAGGCUAAGUCACGGUCUAACCGUGCCGGUCUUCAGUUUCCAGUCGGUCGUAUUCAUCGUUUGCUACGCAAAGGCAACUAUGCCGAGCGUGUCGGCGCUGGUGCACCCGUCUACCUCGCUGCAGUCAUGGAAUAUCUGGCCGCCGAAGUUCUCGAGUUAGCCGGCAAUGCGGCUCGCGACAACAAGAAGACCAGAAUAAUUCCGCGUCAUUUGCAACUGGCCAUCCGCAAUGACGAGGAACUCAACAAACUGUUAUCGGGUGUUACGAUUGCUCAGGGCGGUGUAUUGCCGAACAUACAAGCUGUGCUUUUGCCAAAGAAGACAGAAAAGAAAGCUUAAAUUUCUUUUAUUGUCGCAAAUUGACAUAAAACCGUC